This is a messenger RNA of Aspergillus calidoustus, 789 nucleotides long. The record is from the annotation of a GenBank genome assembly. NCBI's taxonomy places the organism in Eukaryota, Fungi, Ascomycota, Eurotiomycetes, Eurotiales, Aspergillaceae.
AUGGACUCUCUCACGACCCACCCUGCGAAUGCGCAGCAGGCUCGUGCCUUCACUUCUCCCUCGUCGCUAUCAUUUCCCGGCGGCGCCGCUGACCUGACACCGCCGUCUGAUAAAGAUGCUAUGGCUAUGGGCGCUCAGGGCCCGAAUGGGAAUAUGAAUGGCCAACAGCAAGGAGGAAAUGCCACGAAUGGCAACGGGGUGACACCCGCUACUCCGGCUGCGACCCCUGGUGCGAAUGCUCCAGGGAGCGGUAUCGUGCCUACUUUGCAAAACAUUGUCGCCACGGUCAACCUUGAUUGUCGUCUGGAUCUCAAGACCAUCGCACUCCACGCCAGAAACGCGGAGUACAACCCCAAGCGUUUCGCGGCCGUUAUUAUGCGUAUCCGGGAGCCUAAAACGACAGCCUUGAUCUUUGCCUCGGGCAAGAUGGUUGUUACCGGUGCCAAAUCAGAAGAUGAUUCCAAGCUAGCCUCAAGGAAAUACGCCCGUAUCAUCCAGAAGCUGGGUUUCAAUGCGAAGUUCACGGACUUCAAGAUUCAAAACAUUGUGGGCUCAUGCGACAUCAAGUUCCCCAUCCGUCUGGAGGGCCUCGCGAGUCGCCAUCACAACUUCAGCUCUUAUGAGCCCGAGCUGUUUCCUGGUCUCAUCUAUCGUAUGAUGAAGCCUAAGAUUGUCCUUCUGAUCUUCGUCAGCGGCAAGAUUGUCUUGACCGGUGCCAAGGUCCGCGAAGAGAUCUAUCAGGCUUUCGAGCUUAUCUACCCUGUGCUCUCUGAUUUCCGUAAGGUCUGA